Molecule: messenger RNA, 1354 nt
Organism: Glycine soja
Lineage: Eukaryota; Viridiplantae; Streptophyta; Magnoliopsida; Fabales; Fabaceae
Product: transcription factor MYB115-like
Exons: 3
Coding region: 121-1065 (314 amino acids)
Biological process (GO): regulation of DNA-templated transcription
Cellular component (GO): nucleus
Molecular function (GO): DNA-binding transcription factor activity, RNA polymerase II-specific; RNA polymerase II cis-regulatory region sequence-specific DNA binding
Source: RefSeq, a predicted model, not a curated record
CCCGACUUUGUCUCUUGGAUUUCCAGGUCCCACCAUCACAUCAAACACACAAAAAGUUCUCUCUCUUUCUCUUUUUCUUUUUCAUUACUCACGCAACUCAACUAUUGAGAGCUUUUCUGCAUGGAAUUUGAUUCAAGCUUUCAAGGGCCACAAUACCUUUCAAGCCCUUUCCCACCUACGACUCAAACCAUGUUUCCUUCGCAAAGCUCGAUUCUAAUUCCACCAUCACCCCAGCCCAUCAUGUUUCACCCCAACAACACUACUUUUCAUCAUUUUCAAGACUUCAUCACGAAUGUGCCUACCUUUGUGAUGGAGGGUCCUUCCUCCAACAUCACCACCCCCUUGUAUAGAGGGUCUUUCCUUGGAGGCUUUGUUAACAUCCACCAUCACCACCCCAACAAAAUGGAUGCUUUGCAUGGUCACCACCAUAAAGGAAAAAUCAUUUGGGAUUUUUCACAACAAUUGAUGGUUCAUUCAUCUGAAGCUUCUUCCUCCAAGUCAUCAUCACCUCUUUCUCUCUCUAAUGAGUAUGGAUUGGUGAUGGAUGACUAUCAUUGGCACACUAAUCAGAGGAGUGUGCAACAAAAGAUGAAGGUGGUAAAGGUGAAUAUGGAUACCAACAUUGCAAAUGAUAACAUAAUCAAAGGACAGUGGACUCUGGAACAGGACAAUGCUCUUGUGGAAUUGGUAAACCAAUUCGGACUUAAGAAAUGGUCGCAAAUUGCAAAGUUACUGCCCGGAAGGAUUGGGAAGCAGUGUCGGGAAAGAUGGCACAACCAUCUCAUGCCAAACAUUAAGAAGGACUCAUGGACCCUGGAGGAAGACAUGAUUCUAAUAAAAGCCCAUAAAAAACUUGGAAACAAAUGGUCGGAGAUUGCAAAAAGGUUGCCUGGUAGGCCUGAGAACACCAUUAAGAACCAUUGGAACACCACCAAACGGCGCCAAAAUUGCAAGAGACACAAGCACACAAUUUAUGAAGGGUCACUCCUCCAUGGCUACAUCAAAAAGGUUAGUGCUGCUGAAGAUGCUACAAAAGAACCAAAGAAGAAUAAGAUGCAGUUGUGAGCUUGCUCUUUUGUAUGUUGAGCUAACGUACGUGAUGUGUUCAGUGGAAGCAGCAGCAGCCAUGCGCCAAUGCAAGUUGAUAAUAAUUAUUAAUGUUGAUAGUUGAAACACUUACCAUAUGGUACAAUGAACAGGGAAAUUAAUCAGAAUGGUGCUAAAUACUUAUUAAAGGAGGCAUAUAUGCAUGCAUGGUUAUUUAUGUUAAGGUCUUAAUUUGAUAAGAUAUAUGGUGCAAAAUACUUUUUAUUUAUUAAUAAAAGUGGAAGAACCGGUGUAUCGUUUUGUGUCA